Molecule: messenger RNA, 315 nt
Organism: Porites evermanni
Lineage: Eukaryota; Metazoa; Cnidaria; Anthozoa; Scleractinia; Poritidae
Source: the annotation of a GenBank genome assembly
AUGAAGCUAUCAAAGGCUCUCAGUGGAAAAAGUGCAAAAUACCCAACAAUCUUACUAGCUCACCAGCCAAAGGCUGCACAACAAGCGUUGAACCAGUUUUCAGAUAUUGAUCUCAUAUUGUCAGGUCACACUCACGGAGGGCAGUUCUUUCCUAUGCACAUACCUAUUUACCUAUUUAAUCCCUUCUUUGCUGGUCUUUACAAGCACAAAGAAACCUAUGUUUAUGUUUCCUCUGGAACAUAUUUUUAUGGCAUACCUUUGCGAAUUGGUUCCACUCCAGAGAUAACUAUCCUCACUUUAGUGCCAAAGCAAUAA